UUAAAGGAGGCCUGAAGGGCAGCUUCCCUGCUGUGAUUUAUGGCGCAAGCUUCAGUCCUUGAAGGACGCAAUGCGGGUAUUGCGGCUGAAUCAGAAGGCGAAAUCUUUGAUACGUAUAACGAAGAUGGUACACCUUUAGGACGCGAGCUUCGCUCUAUUUGUCAUGGGCAUGGCAUCUGGCAUCGCGCUGUUUACGCUUAUCUCUUUAAUACGCGUGGCGAAUUGCUGAUACAGCGAAGGUCAGAGGAUAAAAAGGUUGCGCCUGGGCAGUGGGACUUAAGCGUGGCCGAGCACCUGUCGCCGGGCGAGACCUUCCGGGAUGCAGUCGCACGCGGCCUCGCUGAGGAACUUGGAGUGCAGCUCACGCCCGAGAAACUGGACUCGCUUCAGGGUCCCCUAAUUCCGAUGCACCAGCGGAAACUGCUGAUCCCUGAGAAAGGCAUCAAGGACUUCGAAUUUGUGGAGGCCUACCGGCUGGACGGUUAUGAAGGCCCUAUUUCCUUCAACGAGCAGGCAGGCCCCACGGAUUCUAUGUGGAUCAUGAUAUUGUACGUGACCACCGGCACGGAGGUCAUUGGCUGA
This is a messenger RNA of Volvox carteri f. nagariensis, 582 nucleotides long. RefSeq lists its product as uncharacterized. The record is from RefSeq and is a predicted model, not a curated record. The transcript has 3 exons. Gene Ontology annotation, biological process: isopentenyl diphosphate biosynthetic process. Lineage: Eukaryota; Viridiplantae; Chlorophyta; Chlorophyceae; Chlamydomonadales; Volvocaceae. Gene Ontology annotation, cellular component: cytoplasm. The coding region runs from base 40 to 582 and encodes 180 amino acids. Gene Ontology annotation, molecular function: isopentenyl-diphosphate delta-isomerase activity.